Oncorhynchus keta (chum salmon) is the source of this 5814-nucleotide messenger RNA. RefSeq names its product urocanate hydratase 1 (gene uroc1). Gene Ontology annotation, molecular function: urocanate hydratase activity. The record is from RefSeq and is a predicted model, not a curated record. Bases 143 to 2170 code for a protein of 675 amino acids. The transcript has 19 exons. Gene Ontology annotation, biological process: L-histidine catabolic process. Lineage: Eukaryota; Metazoa; Chordata; Actinopteri; Salmoniformes; Salmonidae.
CUGAUAAGCAGUGGUCAGCAGUGAGCUACAGAGCUGCGUGCCCAUUUUUCCUGCGUUCCCAGACAUUGUGUGUCUCUCUGGGUUUGUCUUUCCUCUGAUCCUGCUUAAAUCCUCCAUAGUGUGACAGAACACAGUAGACAGGAUGUCAAACCUGAAGGAGUUGUGUAGCGGCCUGCCUCUGGACCCCAUGCCAUCCAAUCGGGGCCGGGACCCCAGUGUGCCACAUGCACCCGUCAGGACGCCCAACCUCACUCCAGAGGAGGAGAGGCUAGCCCUGAGGAAUGCCCUGCGCUACUUUCCCCCCUCCCACCACAACAUCCUGGCUGCUGAAUUUGCCCAGGAGCUCAGGCAGUAUGGACACAUCUACAUGUACCGCUUCUGUCCCCUCAUACAUAUGAGGGCCUACCCUAUAGAUCAGUACCCCUGUCGUACACGCCAAGCUGCCUCCAUCAUGCUCAUGAUCAUGAACAACCUGGACCAUGCAGUUGCCCAGUUUCCCCAGGAGCUGGUUACCUAUGGGGGAAAUGGACAGGUGUUCAGUAACUGGGCCCAGUUCCGCCUGGUGAUGUACUACCUGAGUGAGAUGACAGAGGAGCAGACUCUGGUCAUGUACAGUGGUCAUCCAGCGGGGCUGUUCCCCAGCCUGCCCUCCUCCCCACGCGCUAUCAUUACCAACGGCAUGGUCAUUCCAAACUACUCCUCCAGAGAGCAGUAUGAGAAGAUGUUUGCUUUGGGUGUAUCAAUGUAUGGUCAGAUGACUGCUGGUAGCUACUGCUACAUUGGGCCUCAGGGGAUUGUCCAUGGCACCAUGCUGACAGUGUUGAAUGCAGGGCGGAGGUAUCUGGGGUCUGAUGACCUGAGGGGCCGGGUGUUGGUGACAUCGGGGCUGGGAGGCAUGAGCGGGGCACAGGCCAAGGCUGCUGUCAUCGCUGGCUGUGUGGGGGUCAUUGCCGAGGUAGAUGAGGUGCCCCUGAGGAAGAGACACGAGCAAGGCUGGUUAAUGGAGGUCACCAGUGACAUAGAACACUGCAUCCAACGCAUUAGAGAAGCCAAGAGAUCCAAGACUCCCCUCAGCUUGGGUUACCAUGGCAAUGUUGUGGACUUAUGGGAGCGUCUGUUGACGGAGUAUGAGAGGACAGGAGAGCUGCUGGUGGACCUGGGCUCAGACCAGACCUCCCUCCACAACCCCUUCAGUGGAGGGUACUACCCAGCUCAGCUCAGCCUCCACCAGGCCAACCAGCUCAUGGCCACAGACCCAGCACGCUUCAAAACCGUGGUCCAUGAGAGCCUUUGUAGACAGGUAGCUGCCAUCAACAAGCUGUCUGAGGCAGGGAUGUUCUUCUGGGACUAUGGAAAUGCCUUCCUCCUGGAGGCCCAGAGAGCAGGAGCGGAGGUAGAGAAAGAGGGAGGCGGAGCGACAGAGUUCCGCUACCCAUCCUAUGUCCAACACAUCAUGGGUGACAUCUUCUCCCUGGGCUUUGGACCAUUCCGCUGGGUCUGCACCUCCGGUGACCCCCGUGACCUGACACUGACUGAUGACAUCGCCGCCACUGUCCUGGAGGAGAUCAGCGCCAAUGUGACUGAGCGUGUGCGACAGCAGUACAACGACAACAUCCGCUGGAUCCGUGAGGCCGGAAAACACAGGAUGGUGGUGGGCUCCCAAGCCAGAAUCCUCUACUCAGACCAGAAAGGUCGUGUGUGUAUUGCCUUGGCCAUCAAUCAAGCAAUUGCUGAUAGGAGAGUUUCGGCUCCUGUGGUCAUCAGUAGAGACCACCAUGAUGUUAGUGGAACAGACAGUCCCUUCAGAGAGACCUCCAAUGUGUACGACGGCUCUGCCUUCUGUGCAGACAUGGCGGUCCAGAACUUUGUAGGCGAUGCAUUCAGAGGAGCCACCUGGGUGUCCCUGCACAACGGUGGAGGGGUCGGCUGGGGUGAGGUGAUGAACGGAGGGUUUGGUCUGCUCCUGGACGGGACGGAGGAGGCAGCGAAGAGAGCCAGUCUGAUGCUCAACUGGGACGUCUCUAACGGGGUGGCUCGUCGAUGCUGGUCAGGGAACUCCAACGCCUAUGAGACCAUCCAGCGUACCAUGGAGGAGCAAAGGCAGCUUUGCGUCACGAUGCCCUACCCUGUGCAGGACGAAGAUGUGUUAGACAGGGCCCUGCAGGGCUAGAUCAGCACACUGCUCACAACACAGCUAGCUAGUCAGAUGAUAACGGACACACACAGAAUAUUCAUUGUGUCAAUCCACACCACCAUUCACAAUACCAGAUUGUCCUGAAUUAAGAGCAGAACCAAGAUGAUCACUUGAUCAUGGAUGUCAUACAGUUGAAGUCGGAAGUUUACAUACACUUAGGUUGGAGUCAUUAAAACUUGUUUUUCAACCACUCCACAAAUUUCUUGUUGACAAACUAUAGUUUUGGCAAGUCGGUUAGAACAUCUACUUUGUGCAUGACACAAGUAACUUUUCAAAAAUUGUUUGCAGACAGAUUAUUUCACUUAUAAUUGACUGUAUCACAAUUCCAGUGGGUCAGAAGUUUACAUACACUAUGUUGACUGUGUCUUUAAACAGCUUGGAAAAUUCCUGAAAAUUAUGUCUUGGCUUUAGAAGCUUCUGAUAGGCUAAUUGACAUAAUUUGAGUCAAUUGGCAGUGUACCUGGGGAUGUAUUUCAAGACCUACCUUCAAACUCAGUGCCUCUUUGCUUGACAUAAUGGGAAAAUAAAUCAGCCAAGACCUCAGAAAAGAAAUUGUAGACCUCCACAAGUCUGGUUCAUACUUUUCCAAAUGCCUGAAGGUACCACGUUCAUCUGUACAAACAAUAGUAUGCAAGUAUAAACACUUUGGGACCACUCAGCCGUCUUACCGCUCAGGAAAGAGACGCGUUCUGUCUCCUAGAGAUGAACGUACUUAGGUGCAAAAUGUGCAAAUCAAUCCCAGAACAAGAGCAAAGGACCUUGUGAAGAUGCUGGAGGAAACAGGUACAAAUGUACAGUGCCUUGCGAAAGUAUUCGACCCCCUUGAACUUUGCGACCUUUUGCCACAUUUCAGGCUUCAAACAUAAAGAUAUAAAACUGUAUUUUUUUGUGAAGAAUCAACAACAAGUGGGACACAAUCAUGAAGUGGAACGACAUUUAUUGGAUAUUUCAAACUUUUUUAACAAAUCAAAAACUGAAAAAUUGGGCGUGCAAAAUUAUUCAGCCCCUUUAAGUUAAUACUUUGUAGCGCCACCUUUUGCUGCGAUUACAGCUGUAAGUCGCUUGGGGUAUGUCUCUAUCAGUUUUGCACAUCGAGAGACUGAAAUUUUUUCCUAUUCCUCCUUGCAAAACAGCUCGAGCUCAGUGAGGUUGGAUGGAGAGCAUUUGUGAACAGCAGUUUUCAGUUCUUUCCACAGAUUCUCGAUUGGAUUCAGGUCUGGACUUUGACUUGGCCAUUCUAACACCUGGAUAUGUUUAUUUUUGAACCAUUCCAUUGUAGAUUUUUCUUUAUGUUUUGGAUCAUUGUCUUGUUGGAAGACAAAUCUCCGUCCCAGUCUCAGGUCUUUUGCAGACUCCAUCCAUUCUUCCAGAAUGGUCCUGUAUUUGGCUCCAUCCAUCUUCCCAUCAAUUUUAACCUUUUAACCUUAAUCUUCCCUGUCCCUGCUGAAGAAAAGCAGGCCCAAACCAUGAUGCUGCCACCACCAUGUUUGACAGUGGGGAUGUUGUGUUCAGGGUGAUGAGAUGUGUUGCUUUUACGCCAAACAUAACAUUUUGCAUUGUUGCCAAAAAGUUCAAUUUUGGUUUCAUCUGACCAGAGCACCUUCUUCCACAUGUUUGGUGUGUCUCCCAGGUGGCGUGUGGCAAACUUUAAACGACACUUUUUAUGGAUAUCUUUAAGAAAUGGCUUUCUUCUUGCCACUCUUCCAUAAAGGCCAGAUUUGAGCAAUAUACGACUGAUUGUUGUCCUAUGGAUAGAGUCUCCCACCUCAGCUGUAGAUCUCUGCAGUUCAUCCAGAGUGAUCAUGUGCCUCUUGGCUCUGAUCAGUCUUCUCCUUGUAUGAGCUGAAAGUUUAGAGGGACGGCCAGGUCUUGGUAGAUUUGCAGUGGUCUGAUACUCCUUCCAUUUCAAUAUUAUCGCUUGCACAGUGCUCCUUGGGAUGUUUAAAGCUUGGGAAAUCUUUUUGUAUCCAAAUCCGGCUUUAAACUUCUUCACAACAGUAUCUCGGACCUGCCUGGUGUGUUCCUUGUUCUUCAUGAUGCUCUCUGCGCUUUUAACGGACCUCUGAGGCUAUCACAGUGCAGGUGCAUUUAUACGGAGACUUGAUUACACACAGGUGGAUUGUAUUUAUCAUCAUUAGUCAUUUAGGUCAACAUUGGAUCAUUCAGAGAUCCUCACUGAACUUCUGGAGAGAGUUUGCUGCACUGAAAGUAAAGGGGCUGAAUAAUUUUGCACGCCCAAUUUUUCAUUUUUUGAUUUGUUAAAAAAGUUUGAAAUAUCCAAUAAAUGUCUUUCCACUUCAUGAUUGUGUCCCACUUGUUGUUGAUUCUUCACAAAAAAAUACAGUUUUAUAUCUUUAUGAAGCCUGGAAUGUGGCAAAAGGUCGCAAAGUUCAAGGGGGCCGAAUACUUUCGCAAGGCACUGUAUCUAUAUCCACAGUAAAACGAGUCAUAUAUCGACAUAACCCGAAAGGCCGCUCAGCAAGGAAGAAGCCACUGCUCCAAAACCGCCAUAAAAAAGCAGACUACGGUUCUGCAUCUGCACAUGGGGACAAAGAUUGUACUUUUUGGAGAAAUGUCAUCUGGUCUGAUGAAACAAAAAUAGAACUGUUUGGCCAUAAUGCCCAUCGUUAUGUUUGGAGGAAAAAGGAGGAGGCUUGCAAGCCGAAGAACACCAUCCCAACCGUGAAGCACGGGGGUGACAGCAUCAUGUUGUGGGGUGCAUUGCUGCAGGAGGGACUGGUGCACUUCACAAAAUAGAUGGCAUCAUGAGGAAGGACAAUUAUGUGGAUAUAUUGAAGCAACAUCUCAAGACAUCAGUCAGGAAAUUGGUCGCAAAUGGGUCUUCCAAAUGGACAAUGACCCCAAGGAUACUUCCAAAGUUGUGGCAAAAUGUCUUAAGGACAACAAAGUCAAUGUAUUGGAGUGGCCAUCACAAAGCCCUGACCUCAAACCUAUAGAAGAUUUCUGGGCAGAACUGAAAAAGCGUGUGCGAGCAAGGAGGCCUACAAACCUGACUCAGUUACACCAGCUCUGUCAGGAGAAAUGGGCCAAAAUUCAUCCAACGUAUUGUGAGAAGCUUGUGGAAGGCUACCCGAAACAUUUGACCCAAGUUAAACAAUUUAAAGGCAAUGCUAGCAAUUACUAAUUGAGUGUAUGUAAACUUCUGACCCACUGGGAAUGUGAUGAAAGAAAUGAACGCUGAAAUAAAUCACUCUCUAUUGUUAUUCGGACAUUUCACCUUCUUAAAAUAAAGUGGUGAUUCUAACUGACAUAAAACAGGGUAUUUCUACAUAGAUUAAAUGUCAGGAAUUGUGAAAACUGAGUUCAAAGUGUAUGUUAACUUCCGACUUCAACUGUAUAUAUACAAGUCUUAUUGCCAAUCAUCAAUUGAAAACAAUGAGUUAACAUGGUGUUCUUUGAUGUACAGUGCAUAUGGAAAGUAAUUCAGACCCCUUGACUUUUUCCACAUUUUGUUACAUUACAGCUUUAUUCUAAAAUGGACUAAAUUGUUUUGUUUUUUCUCAUCAAUCUACACACAAUACCCCAUAAUGGCAAAGCAAACCGUUUUUUUGAAUUGUUUGCAAAUGUAUUAAAAAUAAAAAACUGAAAUAUCACAUUUA